Messenger RNA from Echinococcus granulosus, 222 nucleotides. RefSeq lists its product as hypothetical. The transcript has 2 exons. The coding region runs from base 1 to 222 and encodes 73 amino acids. Lineage: Eukaryota; Metazoa; Platyhelminthes; Cestoda; Cyclophyllidea; Taeniidae. The record is from RefSeq and is a predicted model, not a curated record.
AUGAUAGGGAUUGCUCAUUCUGUCUACACCAAUGCAGGUGUAAAGAGGGAAAAGACCAUUGAGCGGGAAGAAGGUGAUCCAUUUGUGGUGAGACAAGGUUGGGCAAGUCAUGCUCACUGGUCUUAUAGCACGACCACGGCGGGACACCUGCUCCACCGGUAUCGCUAUCUUAUGGGAGAGAAUGUGGCACUCACCUGGCAAAUCAACGGUAAAUCGUGCUAG